UUGUAUCUUUGCUACGAGAGUUAUUAGCCAGUGCAGUCUUUUUAUCAGCAGCUGACAAACUUUCCGACCCUGUAAGUUGAAAAAAGAGAAAAGAGUACGAAAUUUAGUGGCUUGAACCGUUCAAGUCCCCAGGGUGUUCAACAUAUAUAAUCAAGGGAAAGGCCGCUAUGACGAUAAGUUAUGUUAUCACCAAAAGGCUGGUUUUCACCAGCGAUGGAGUCGAAGUCGUGCUUAGAAGCGUAGAACUUUACGAUCUAGUGAAAACAGCGUUGUGAUCCUUCUGAUUCCGCUUACUACUUCGUCAUUUACGAUCAAGUAAAAACUGGGUCGUCGGAGUCGCAAGCAGAAGCGGAAGAACUAAACCAAUCACAAAGCGUGGGAACGUGCAUUAUGAUUGGUUUAUCUUUCCGCUUUUGCUUCCGAGUCCGACAAUCUGGUUUUCACUAGAUCGUAAGCGACGGAGUCAUAAACGGAGUUUGAAGAAAAUGGAAACGUUCUGAUUCUUCCGACUCCGAUUCCGUCGCGCUUAUGACUCUGCUUACGACUCCGAUUUUUGAUUUUCACUGAAUCAUAAGCGUGAAAACUAGCCUUUACGUAGCAUACGUCAUGCUAGAAGUAUAUCAUGAAGUGUAUGAUCAUCGAAGCCGAAAACCUCUGUUUAAGUCCGUCCACACGUAAAUGAGAAGCUGGCGUUUUCAAAAAUCUCCACUCUGGAGAAAAAAAGAUGCGUUUUCGGUGACCGUUUUCACGAGAUACGUGUGGACGCCAUGUAGACCAAACCGAGGAAAAAUAUUCGUUUUCAAGCAAAAACGGAUACAUGGGGAGGAGGGCCUAAAACUCCAUUAUAAACACCAAUAAAAUACCAGGUGAACUUUUGCCAGAAAACAUGAUAUCUUUACACGUGAAAAUAACAUGUUAUCUAGUUUUAAUGUGGAAAGAUCAGCGUUCCUAUGGCUACACAAUAAAACGAUGCAUGACUUUAAGAAGUUUAUUUCAGUCUUCGUUUUAAUAAUAAUAUUUAAUCUGACUUCUCAUUUCUUGAAAGGAUUUUGUUAACAACUUUCUGCUGAUAUUGUUGGACAAAGAACCAGUAAGUGGGCUGUUUUAGCGUUUCUUCGGUGCAUGUUAUUUCAAGUUAACAUAAUGUCGUCAGCUUUUUUUUGCUGCAGGAAAUAUUUUAUUCACCCGUUGACGGCUCUAAUUCGUUCAAAAAUCGCGCGGCAACGAAAAACAGUAGACGCGUCAUGAGCUUAUUUUAAAAACUGUGGAGCCAUCUACAUACACUCACACAGUAUUAUGUCACAGUCGGUCGAACAUGACUAAGACAUAUCAGUGUUUGCUGUUUUUGCCUGGCUCUUUGUUUUCCCGUUUAGACUGUUACUAAUAGGAUUACUGAGAAACUGCGAAAAGGUCUAACGUGCUUUACGUUAAAGCGUGUCCUUUAUUUAGAAAUCAAGGAGUAACAUCUGAAUCUAACACCAGUUCUGACUUUUUUGCCCCGCAGAUGGUGGCUUCUGAUGAGCCGCCGAGUCCUAAAGUUCCUCUACUAGCGAAGUUUGCCAAACCGCGAGUUCCACUUACAAACUCGGUAAGUCAAUCACUCCCUUGAUUACUCCUACAAGAGUUACAUGAGAGUUAAAGCGUGCGUUGUAUAGCUGUUACUGACGUCCGACGUAAAGUUUUAUGAAGUUGGCUCAAACUCUUCAUUUGUCAACAGCCUACGUUACAGUGUAUGCUUAUGUUCUUCUCGUUGUUUUUUAAUUUGCAGGCUCUUCAUUUGUCAAUAGCAGACAUUCUUCAAGCACAAUCCGCCUUAUUUCCUUUCAUGCAGUUUAUGAAAGUGAAGGAGCAUUGAACAUACUUCAAUUUUGCCUUACCGUUGGUAUGAUAAAAAAAAUGUUCAAUGGAAGAAUCUCAUCCCAGUUGCAAAAGAAGGCCUAAAAAUUCAGGCUUGAAUAGGAUUCAAACUCUUGACCUCUGCAAUACCAGUGCAGCGCUCUACCAGUUGAGCUAACAGGCCAACUGGGAACCUGAAUUUUUAUGUGAGGCUUUCAUUUCGUAUCUCCAAUAGUUGCGUCUGUAUACUGCGAUGAUCUUCUUUCAUUUAAUACCGAGACACACACAGACACUGUGAUCAAAGAUUUCAAAAUGACAUAGAGAAUAUACACUUCUUCGUCCAUUCUACUUUGUUCACGAUAAUGUCCUUUCAAUAAAGGCAUGGAAGACUUACCCUGAGAUCAGACUGUAUUUUUGUCUCACUUGGUAAAUAAAAUUUCGGUGGAAAGGGCGAAACGAAAACUGGCCUCAGCAGCUUAAACGUUUAAGACUAGUUAUUUCAGGCCCAAUUUUGGGCAUGAAAGCUGCUAAUAUAAAAUUGGGCCUGAUCUCAGGUUAGGUAGACUUAAGUAAAUUUGUUUUUAUUAGACCAGUGAUUAGCGCUUUUCGCGCUGUUGAAUAUCAUCUGCUACUCACCUGUACUUCGGUGCUAUAUUUAUUUUUCCAGAGGACUUCAAUAAGAGAAUUUUCACCCC
This is a messenger RNA of Porites lobata, 2531 nucleotides long. The record is from the annotation of a GenBank genome assembly. NCBI's taxonomy places the organism in Eukaryota, Metazoa, Cnidaria, Anthozoa, Scleractinia, Poritidae.